AUGGCAAGAUGUUCGGCGCUGGUGUCAGAGAUAUCCUGCAGCGGCAAGCGCUACCUAGGCACGAACUUGAUCUCCAAUGCAGCAGCUUUUCAACCAGGACUUUGCCUUGCGAAAGAACAAGAGACCAACAGCACGGCAUCUGGAAGCGCUGAGAAUCGUACGUCGAGCACCAUGGAAGAUCAUACACUGCACGAUUUCUACCUGCGGUCAUGGUUUAUUGCUGUCAAAGAAGGCAUGGGCUCCAUUGUUUGUGUCAUGAGACGAGUCAAUAGCACAAUCGGCUGCAGGAAUGACCACAUCCAGAACACAGUGUUGAAGGGCGAACUUUGCUUCAAAGAUUGUGUUGUCCCGGGUGCAAGAGCGCCGGUAAAUAGAACGAGGGGCAUACCCAGCUACAACACUGCGCUUCCUCAGAAGACAUCAUCAAGGAGCACGCUCUCCGCAUCGUCACAACACAGCUCAACCUCAAUAUACCACAGGAAGAGUAUUCUAAAGUCGGAGAGGUUGGGGCUAAGAUCAUACGCAAGCCCUCGAGCCGUGCCUUUAUCCGCAAGGCGGCUAGCGAGUCUACCAUCUUCUCAAGAAUGA
Messenger RNA from Didymella exigua CBS 183.55, 588 nucleotides. Its product is annotated as glycoside hydrolase family 3 protein. Gene Ontology annotation, biological process: glucan catabolic process. The record is from RefSeq and is a predicted model, not a curated record. Gene Ontology annotation, molecular function: beta-glucosidase activity. The coding region runs from base 1 to 588 and encodes 195 amino acids. NCBI's taxonomy places the organism in Eukaryota, Fungi, Ascomycota, Dothideomycetes, Pleosporales, Didymellaceae. The transcript has a single exon.